This is a messenger RNA of Clonostachys rhizophaga, 717 nucleotides long. NCBI's taxonomy places the organism in Eukaryota, Fungi, Ascomycota, Sordariomycetes, Hypocreales, Bionectriaceae. The record is from the annotation of a GenBank genome assembly.
AUGAGCCAACACAGCAAGCUUCUUUUCUUUGGCUGCAGGGAAAAUGGGCCUCUCGCGUACUGUCCCGUGCAAGCCGACCUGGCAGUUCAGUCUCCAGACUAUGACGUUAACAACCUUGAUGGCCCUCUUGUCUUGGGUUGUAUUUUGACUGCCCCUAUGGUUCCUUUCAAUGCCCUAAAUGCCGGUCAACAUACAUUUCCAUGGCUAAGCUUACGAGACGGUGUUACAGCUGAAUGCUCUUCAACGAAAACUUGCAGCCUUGCUCAUACACAUCAUGAGCCCGGAUUUACCUUCAAUGGCGACUUGAGUUCUGAGAUAAGAGCCACAAGCGAUAGAAUCACAACUUAUUCUCUCAAAAGAGAUGGGACAGAUAAAUUCUUUAACGAAACUGUUGGUACUGAGCCAGUCAAAAGUUGGCUUGAAGGCAAGGGAGAGGCCCAGCUAUAUAUGGUUAAUCGUAUCCAAGUGGCCAAAGGCCUUGAGAUUUCUCAUUUGACGGGAGUUCAUCUAAAAUCAAACUUGGGUCCCGAUGUGAGAGAUCAGAUGAGCCAUAUCCUCGUUCCCAAGCUAGGCAAGCAGGUUAUUGUUGGAUAUGGGCUUCGGAAGUACAGCCUUCGCCGUGCUGGCGGACAAUUUCACACUGAUGGUGAUUGGAUUAUUACACCAGAAAGGGUGUAUUUCGAUCCCAAUGGCGGUAUUGCGAACUUGGAUAGGUAA